Histoplasma capsulatum G186AR is the source of this 696-nucleotide messenger RNA. RefSeq lists its product as uncharacterized. Bases 1 to 696 code for a protein of 231 amino acids. The record is from RefSeq and is a predicted model, not a curated record. NCBI's taxonomy places the organism in Eukaryota, Fungi, Ascomycota, Eurotiomycetes, Onygenales, Ajellomycetaceae. The transcript has 2 exons.
AUGCAGCAUAUAUCAUACGCCAUCAGCGGCUACGUCUGUGUUGUUAUGGCUAAGUUCAACUAUGGCCUGUUGGAUCAGGGAGCUGGACCAAAAUCACUAUCUUUCCAUUUCCCAUGGGGCCAAUGUGUCCUUCUGGAAUCAACCCAACGAAACGAUAUCUUCUGCCAUCUGGAGCAGCCAAAAAAUCGCUCUAGUCGAAGCUUAGAGCGACCUUUCACCAUAUUCAGAGUUCAACCACAACGAGGAGUGUUAGAGGAUAUGAGCGGGUUGCUCCAUCGAGCCCGAAGACGUCCAUUUCUUAUUUACUGGUGGCAGAUCUUGCGCAGAGUUUCUGAAAACCCACUCACUCCCCUUCCCCUCCACCCGAUUUUGAUUUUUUAUUUUUUUUGGCUCAAAGUUUUCCGGGAUCCUGAGCCUCGAAUCUCGUCGCUGACGACUAUCCUCACAUUGUCUGCCACGACGAUAUUAAUUGCUGAUGCACAAGUGCCCCUCCUACCUGAUGUCAUUGGAUGCGCGAAGGAAAAGCCCGUGAAACCCGCAUCGCAUUGCGCUGUCGACGAUAGUGAGGGAAGUCGUCUUGUGUGGCUUGGGGUGGAGUGGUGGGCGGAUGUGUCAAAUGUUUUAAGUCAGGCGGGAAUGGACAUCACAUAUGUGCUACGUGUUUGGAAGGCCAUUUUCAAUGAUGGCCGACCUUGA